GUUGGCCUAUUAGCCGAUUGAUAAGCAAAGCAAACAUUUUUAAGCUUGAAAAAUGGAGUGUGUCGAGCGCAUGAAUUGCAUCGGAAGAUGUCCACAGGUUGAUCGAGCCAUGAUCAUUCCACAAGAAUUCGAGUGGAUUCCCAGCACGGUGUCCGGUGGACUUCCCCCGCUUGCCUUGUCGGUGGGUCAUGAACCUGAAGGAACGCCAAUUUACGUUGGCCGAGCAGACUACAACGGGUGCACGUUCCCGGUGAAGAUUGUACCGGAAAAACAAUCCGCCCAUAUGACGGUCGAUGGAGCGAAUAUUUUCGUGCGUGAUUUUGAGAUUUUGUGUGGUUCUGGUUUUCGCUGGAUUCGAAGCGCCAAAGGUCACAUUCCUAGCAAUGCUGUAUCGUGUCAGAAGUCAUCGGAGGGCACCGCACUGUAUAUUGGCCGGGUACAUCAUGGAGAAGGGCUAAUCCCGGGCAGGAUUGAUCCAGCCGAAGGAUGUUUGUUCAUCUCUACUGAAAAAGGGGUGACGAGCUACAUUUCGGACGAUGUUUUAGUUCACGAUCAUCAGUCAAUAGUUGGUUCGCAACGAAUUGAUGAUCGAGGUCAGUGGGUACAGGCAGCUAGUAACGGACCUGUUCCUGCCGGUGCUGUCCGAGCCGGUCAUGACAGUGACGGAACAGUGAUUUACGUGGGACGCAUGAAUCAUGAGGGGAACACGAUUCCGGCGAAAAUUAUUCCGGAAAAGAAAAUGGCUCAUACACAGCACGAUGGGCAGGAAAUUGGGAAGUCACACUAUGAAGCGUUGUGCAGUGCUCAAGUAUCGUGGGUUCCGUUUCGGGGAAGAAUUCCGAAAGAAGCUGUGAGCUGUGGACGGUUGACGAAUGGAGGGCAUGUAUUCAUUGGUAGAGGAAGCUAUAUGGGAAGCCUGACGCCCGGAAAAGUUUUACAGUCUUCGAAGAUGCUUUACAUCCCUUUCGGGUGGAAUGAGGUGGAAAUUGACGAGUUUGAAAUUUUAAUCUACAAUCGUAAUAAAGGGAAUGAUCAGCUAAAUGAAGAGUUAUCUGUUAAAAAGUUAACCUGGCUACCGCGUAAAAACUACCAAGACCCACCCGAGGGAGCCGUCCUGGCCGGGUACGACAGUGACCGGUCGCCGAUCUACGUGGGACGGGUGAUGUACGAAGGGAACCAACUUCCGGCCAAGGUGAUACCCCGCAAGCAGCUCUGCUACAGCCAGUACAAUGGCGAGGAGAUCGAGAUGAUUUCGUACGAAGCCCUUUGCCACGGGAAUGUUGAGUGGGUACGAUUCCGAGGAACCAUUCCAGCGAAUGCCGUGGUGUGUGGUCGGUUGAUUUCCGGUGAAGUUGUUCACAUAGGCAGAGGUAGUCACUUGGGAAGUUUGACGUCGGGACGGGUACUGUCCGGCGAGAAGGUUCUGUACAUACCGUUUGGUUGGAAUGAAAUUCGCAUCACCGAUUUCGAGAUAUUGAUUGAUAAUGACUUUAAAGUUUUGAACAGGAAUCUAAAUUGGAUCCACACGAAACGGGAACAACCAGCUCCGAAGGGGGCCAUCCUUGCCGGGAAGGACUUCAACGGGUGUCCAAUCUACGUUGGACGUGUUCAGCACGAUGGCAAUCGCUUCGUGGGGAAAGUCAUCCCCAGCAGAGAGAUCUGCGAUACGACCGAUGAAGGGGGCAAAGUUAUUCCCAAACUAUCGUACGAGGCACUGUGCGAUGCCGAGGUUGGGUGGGUGAAGUUUGAGGGAUCGAUUCCAACGGAAGCCGUAGAGUGUGGCCGGGAUCGGCACGGAGGGAAGGUUUUCAUCGGAAGGUGCCACUGCCGGACGGGGAUUAUUCCGGGGACGGUGCUGGAGGCGGAGAAGAAGUUGCGAUUUGUCAAGGGGACUGAGAUGAAUGUGGAAGCGGAGUUUGAGAUUCUUGUUUAUAGUUUUUUGAAUACGAGAUACAACUGGAUGCCAUGGUCGGCGCAUCAGGGCAACCCCCCGGCCGGAGUGUACGCCGGCAACGACCAGGACGGUUCGCCGAUCUUCGUGGGCCGUGCCUUCCACGAGGGAGACCAACUUCCGGCCAAGGUCCUCCCGAGCAAGCAGGCGGCGUACGUGUCCCACAACGGAUGCGAAAUUUUCAAGUCACACUUUGAGGUAUUAAGUGGCACGGGAUUCACCUGGGUGCACAGCAGCAACGGACAUGUCCCGGCUGGGGCGGUGUUGUGCGGUAAUACGACCACCGGGGAGCCGCUGUACAUUGGGCGUGCCCAUCACGAGGGCAGUUUGACGCCGGGAAAGAUCCACCGCAGCCACGGAUGUCUGUACAUUCCGUUUGGAGGGGCCGAGCAGAGCAUUUUGCACUACGAGGUGCUGGUGGGACAGCAGCGAUCCAACUGGUCACACUGCUCGGCCGGUGCUCCCCUGCCGCCGGGCGCCAUCCUGGCCGGCCACGAUGCCGACAGCGCGCCGAUCUACGUGGGCCGCUGCUACCACGAGGGUGACCAGCUGCCGGCCAAGGUGAUCCCGAGCAAACAGGUCGCGUACGUGUGCUUCAACGGGCAGGAAAUUCCCAAGUACUCGUACGAGGUGCUGUGCAACGGAAACGUCAGCUGGGUUCCGUCCGGCUUUGGGACCGUUCCGCCGAACGCCGUGCUCGGGGGUCGCACCUCCAGCGGUGAGGUGCUGUACGUUGGCCGGGCGCACUAUAUGGGCAGCUUGACGCCGGGCAAGGUUCACCCGAGCCACCAGACGCUGUACAUCCCGUACGGAGGCAGUGAGGUCGCGAUGAAGAACUACGAGGUGCUGGUCGAAAACUGAGUGUAUUUUUGUUGAAACCUUUUGUCAAAACCAAAUCACACCAAAACACACAUUUAGACUUCAAUAAAAGAGCUUAAAAGUUGCAA
This is a messenger RNA of Culex pipiens pallens (northern house mosquito), 2898 nucleotides long. RefSeq lists its product as uncharacterized. Lineage: Eukaryota; Metazoa; Arthropoda; Insecta; Diptera; Culicidae. The record is from RefSeq and is a predicted model, not a curated record. Bases 53 to 2812 code for a protein of 919 amino acids. The transcript has 9 exons.